Ilex paraguariensis (yerba mate) is the source of this 186-nucleotide messenger RNA. The record is from the annotation of a GenBank genome assembly. NCBI's taxonomy places the organism in Eukaryota, Viridiplantae, Streptophyta, Magnoliopsida, Aquifoliales, Aquifoliaceae.
AUGGAGUGGGGUUUGUGGGUUUUAAUUCAAUUGGGUCUGUGUGCGCUGAUGGGUCCUAUAAGAGGGCACAAAAAGAAAAGAAAGACUGAGAAGAUGGUUGAGCAGAAAGCUUUAGCCUCUGGGUCUUCUGAAAAGGGGUCUGCUGAUUGGUGGGAUGAGUUCUCCAGGAGGAUUGCUGGUAUGUAA